Molecule: messenger RNA, 1061 nt
Organism: Anopheles cruzii
Lineage: Eukaryota; Metazoa; Arthropoda; Insecta; Diptera; Culicidae
Product: S-phase kinase-associated protein 1-like
Exons: 2
Coding region: 175-663 (162 amino acids)
Biological process (GO): SCF-dependent proteasomal ubiquitin-dependent protein catabolic process
Cellular component (GO): nucleus; cytoplasm
Molecular function (GO): cullin family protein binding
Source: RefSeq, a predicted model, not a curated record
UUUGCACUUGGUGUCUCUUUGUGUUGGUUCUUCCGGCUAGACAAAAAUUGGAGUGCGGCUUUAUAAGGUUUCAAGACAUAUUUAACGUUGGAUAGUGCGAAUUUUUCGCCAUUUCGCGUAUUUUUAGAGUGCUACCUGGCCAUUCACGCACACAUUGACAAAUACAAACAGAGAAUGCCUUCAAUUAAGCUACAGUCGUCGGACGGAGAAAUCUUUGAAACCGAUGUACAGAUUGCAAAAUGUUCCGGAACCAUUAAAACAAUGCUGGAGGAUCUCGGUAUGGACGAGGGUGAUGAUGAAGCUGUGCCACUACCGAACGUGAAUUCUGCUAUCUUGCGGAAGGUACUGCAAUGGGCAACCUACCACAAGGAUGAUCCGAUGCCCGUGGAGGACGAUGACAGCAAGGAAAAGCGAACGGACGACAUUAGCUCGUGGGACGCCGACUUCCUGAAAGUCGAUCAAGGCACGCUGUUCGAGCUCAUUCUGGCGGCAAACUAUCUCGAUAUUAAGGGGUUGCUUGACGUAACCUGCAAAACCGUAGCGAACAUGAUUAAAGGCAAAACACCGGACGAAAUCCGCAAAACGUUCAAUAUUAAGAAUGACUUUAAUCCCGUAGAGGAAGAGCAAGUGCGCAAGGAAAACGAAUGGUGUGAGGAGAAAUAAAUGAACGAUGACAAGUUUUGACUAAGUUGAGUUUUGUGGAUCAUCACAUUUGAAUUGAGCCUUUUAGUACAUAAUUCAAUUAUCUUCCUAAAUCUAUUCGUAAAGUUGAAGUAGGACAGAACGGACUUAUGUUUCAAGAUGUUCGAAGCAGGAAUCUAAUUUUUUUGUCGCUUGAUAGGGAGAAAUUUAUUGCAACAGUGCGAUAUCGGAACGAUCGAUAAUGCUUGAGGCUAUACCGUUUGAACGGAGCGAUAAAAGUAACAAAACAAGUAUAAAUUAUCGAAUGCGAUGAGUUCUCGAGAUUAGCUUUCCCAUCAUACUUUUCGUAAACCCGUAAUCUUCGCGACAUUUGGAGAUAAUCGUUCAAGACAAAGGAAUAAAUAAGAUCAGCAACACGA